Humulus lupulus (European hop) is the source of this 1188-nucleotide messenger RNA. Its product is annotated as mitogen-activated protein kinase kinase kinase 20-like. Gene Ontology annotation, molecular function: protein kinase activity; ATP binding. Gene Ontology annotation, biological process: protein phosphorylation. The transcript has a single exon. NCBI's taxonomy places the organism in Eukaryota, Viridiplantae, Streptophyta, Magnoliopsida, Rosales, Cannabaceae. The record is from RefSeq and is a predicted model, not a curated record. The coding region runs from base 1 to 1188 and encodes 395 amino acids.
AUGAAGAGACCACGAGAAGUAGAAGAAGAUGAUCAUGAUUGUGAUCAUCGUAGUCCAAAAUUAGAUAUAAGCGUGAGUGAAGACGGUGUUGGUGAAUGGGUGCGCGGGCCGUUGCUCGGAAAAGGAUGUUUCGGGUGCGUUCACAAAGCUCUCUUCCCCGAACGUAGGCUACUACGAUUCAAAGAUUUCCCUCCGGUUUUGGCGGUAAAAUCUGCGUGGGAUUCUUGCUCGAUUGAUGAGCUGAUAAUGGAGGAGAAGGUGUAUCAGUGUGUGGGCUCCAGUCCUCACAUCAUCAAGUGCUACGGCCACGAUUUUACCCUCGGCGGUGAAGGAGGAGCGAUUCUAAAUGUGUUUCUUGAAUACGCGUCCGGUGGGUGUUUGGAGAGUUUGAUCGAGAGUAACAGCGUAGGAUUGCUCGAGUCGGAAGCAAGAUCACACACUCGUUCGAUUCUUCGAGGGCUUAAGCUGAUUCACGACAAGGGUUUUGUUCACUGCGACGUGAAGCCAGCCAACAUUCUAAUGGUGCCUAGCACAAAAAAUUAUGGUGGUAUGGUGGCGAAGAUUGGUGAUUUUGGUCUAGCGAAGUUGGGGAGUUGUAGAAGUAGUAAUUACGAUGAUGGAGGAAGGCGGCUGAAGAGAUCAAACCCAUCACCAUUAUCAUCAUCGGUGAGAGGAACCUUGUUGUAUCUGUCUCCAGAAGCGGUGGUGGAGAGUGUUCAAGAGCAGGCGUCUGAUAUUUGGGCUCUUGGGUGUGUGGUUCUGGAGAUGCUGACUGGAAGACCGCCAUGGAAGGAGAUGCUGACGAAGGAGGAGUUGUUGCAGAAGAUAGGUAGAGAAACGCCGCUUGAUGCUCUACCACAUCAUGGAGCAGGGUUUUCCCAGACUGCUAGAGAUUUCUUAAUCAAGUGUUUUACGAGGAACCCCAAUGAGAGACCCUCUGCUGAGAUGUUGCUGAAUCAUCCCUUUGCUAUGGAGUCUACCAUCGAAGGUCUUGAGGAGAUGCUGUUCAUGUAUGCUGCUGGUAGGAAUGAUAUUAAUCCUCGUCAUGAUCUGCAGGAGGAGGAUAUUACUAUUAUUGAUGACGACGACGACGACGAUGAUGAUGAUGAUUCUAGUUCCAGUAGCAGUUGCAGUAAUGACAGUUGCAUCGAAUUAGAAAAAGAACAAUUUCAACUUGAAGUAGAAUAG